This is a messenger RNA of Salvia splendens (bonfire salvia), 849 nucleotides long. RefSeq lists its product as uncharacterized. The record is from RefSeq and is a predicted model, not a curated record. The coding region runs from base 1 to 849 and encodes 282 amino acids. Lineage: Eukaryota; Viridiplantae; Streptophyta; Magnoliopsida; Lamiales; Lamiaceae. The transcript has 2 exons.
AUGGCUCCGCACCAUCCAAAUGAUGCGAUGCGCGAAAUCCAGGAGGCACAGAAGGAACAGAGGGCAGCUCUGGACAAGCUUACAAAGCAACUUUCUCAAGUUGCCAUGUCAAUGGAGGAACUGAGAGGGAAUGAAGGAAAGAUCCCUGCUACGGUGCAGCCCACUGGGCGAGAGAACAUCAGGGAGAUCUCCCUGAGAGCCACGAAGGAGGAGCAGAGUCCAGUUCCCUUGAUCAAGCCGCCGGAGGAAGAGAUAAGGAAAAGCAAGGUAUGCGGCGAGACCUCAGGAGAAGGUCAAGGCGAAGGAACUGAGAAGGCCAAGCCCUACCCCUACCUCUGCAUGAUUAUAUGGAGGAGAGAUGCCACGAUUGAUGUGGCCAGUUUAUUCAAGGACGUGGAAGUCAAAGUGCCACUCCUGACGACGUUGAAGAUGCCCCAUAUCAGUAAAUUUGUUAAAGACUACCUGGCAGGAAAGGUCACUGAAGAAGGAAGGAUGGUUAUAGAGGAAAAUGUCCCUGCAGUGAUCCAGCAGAGUGACCUCCCAUCGAAUAAGACCGACGCAGGGAUGUUCACACUCCCAAUCUCAAUUGGAGGCAUUCAAGUGGAACACGCAAUGUGCGAUCUAGGGGCUUCUAUCAAUGUACUGCCAUAUUCUAUAUACAAGAAGCUGGGAGAUGUUAAGCUUGUCGACACCGACAUCAUGCUACAACUAGCCGACAGGUUUUGCAUUCACCCCGAGGGAAUUCUUGAAGAUGGGAUAGUAAAGGUGAAAAAUUUCCUAUACCCAGCCGACUUCUUCGUCAUCAAAAUGACAGAGCCAGCAGCGAAGGAGUCCAGUGGAGUCCUAUAA